AUGUCUUUUAAAAAGCAACCAAUCACCGCUUCAAAUGCGCCAGCACCUGCACCCUUCCUUUCACAAGCCAUCUUAAUGGGCGACUUCGUCUUUUGCUCCGGACAAAUUGGCUCUCACCCCGAGACCGGCGCGCUUGUCGCAGGUCCAAUCGGGAACCGAACGAAACAAAUCCUUGCCAAUCUCCGCGCAGUUUUGGAAGCUGCUGGAAGUAGCUUGGAUAAUGUUGUCAAGUGUAACAUUUACCUUACAAGCAUGGGCGAUUUCAAUGCUGUCAAUGAGGUUUAUGCGGCUACAUUUGAGAAGCCGAUGCCGGCGCGUACUUGUGUUUGCGUGAAGGAGUUGCCAUUGGGAACGGAUGUGGAGAUUGAAUGCAUUGCGGCCGUGAAGAAUGCGAAGCAAUCCAAGCUUUAA
Messenger RNA from Penicillium verhagenii, 411 nucleotides. RefSeq lists its product as uncharacterized. Gene Ontology annotation, cellular component: cytosol; mitochondrion. The coding region runs from base 1 to 411 and encodes 136 amino acids. The record is from RefSeq and is a predicted model, not a curated record. NCBI's taxonomy places the organism in Eukaryota, Fungi, Ascomycota, Eurotiomycetes, Eurotiales, Aspergillaceae. Gene Ontology annotation, molecular function: deaminase activity. The transcript is spliced from 3 exons.